This is a messenger RNA of Elaeis guineensis (African oil palm), 3815 nucleotides long. RefSeq names its product putative pentatricopeptide repeat-containing protein At5g08310, mitochondrial. Gene Ontology annotation, molecular function: mRNA binding; protein binding. Gene Ontology annotation, cellular component: mitochondrion. Gene Ontology annotation, biological process: mitochondrion organization; RNA processing. NCBI's taxonomy places the organism in Eukaryota, Viridiplantae, Streptophyta, Magnoliopsida, Arecales, Arecaceae. The record is from RefSeq and is a predicted model, not a curated record.
ACGAGGAGAGACUGCGUCUCUGGGUUCAGAUAGCCGAUCUCUCGAAGUGGUACGGUCAUGGACAUCAAACCGCACCGUAGAUUAGCCCAGACCAUUUGCCGGAGAAAUUACAUCCUACACCCGGUGUACCCCGAGUACGCCGGACCAGCAAAAUGCCGCCAUGUGGAUAUUCUAGCCACCUCAGCGGUACCGGUAAAUUACAUCCUCCGUCACCGCAACCCAUGCCGGUGGAAUGCUGCAAAACAGAACUGUCGCCAACUAAGAAGAUAAAAGAAGAGCAGCUGCUUUUUGGAUCGUUAUUUAUUCCGUAACAUUUUUGUGCCUCUUCGUUCUUCCCCAGACUCCACUAAUGGUGGCUCUCUGCACCAUUUCGACGAACCCUUCUCGCUGAACCAUCGCUUACUUCAAAAUUUGAUGAGAUAUCGUCUCUCACUACCCUCCAUCUUAUCAUGGCUUUAAGAGCAAUCAGAACGACCAGCAGCUUCUCCCCUCCCAAACUCCUCAUUCCUUCGCUGCCAUCUAACCCUAAUUUCCACUCCAACUCCGUCCCCAUCGAUCCUACCCUACCGGGCAAUCAACUCGUCCACCAACUGCUCGACCUAUUCUCCCAUCCACCCGGCCUCCGAGAAAGAAGCGAGGAGCUCCACCACCUCGGCCGCAGACUGACACCCGAGAUGGUCGAGAUCGUCCUCAAGGACCUCAAAGGGUGGACUGCCGCUCACAAGUUCUUCCGGUGGGCCUCGUGGCAGCAGGGGUUCCACCACAACCGCUACACCUACAAUGCCAUGGCCUCCAUCCUCGCCCGGGCGCGUCAACGUGCCCAGCUGAAAGCCCUGGCGGCGGAGGUGGUUUCAGUUCGCUGCCCAAUGACUCCCGGGGCCUUGGGGUUCUUGAUAAGGUGCCUCGGUAAUGAGGGCUUGAUCGAAGAGGCCAAUUUGGUCUUCGAUCAUGCUGGGGAUUUGAAUUGCGUUCCAAAUUCAUACACUUAUAACUGUUUGCUUGAGGCCUUGGCUAAGGCCGGUCGGGUCGAAGCAGUGGAAUCAAGAUUUCAGGAGAUGGUGGUUGGUCAAGGAUGGCAGCCUGACAAAUACACCCUUACAUCGGUCUUGCAGUCAUACUGCAAUGCCAGGAAGUUGGAGGAGGUGCUGGAAAUCUUCAACAGGAUGAAUGGCAAUGGGUGGGUUGAUGGGCAUGUUUUGACGGUCCUAAUCGUCACAUUUUGCAAGUGGGGAGAGGUUGACAGAGCGUGUGAAUUGAUCCAGCAGAUGGAGGAUCUUGGGAUGAUGCUGAGUGAGAAAACAUUUCACAUCUUGGUUCAUGGCUUUUCGAGGCAGGGAAGGGUGGACAAGGCGCUCGAGAUUUUUGAGAAAAUGAAGGUUUCAGGGUUUCAUGGGGAUUUGGCACUUUACAGUGUUUUGAUUGAGGGGCUUUGUGAGGGAAAAGAGCUCGUGAAGGCUUUGGAUUUGUAUAUGGAGAUGAAGGACAAUUGUACAUAUCCUGAUGCUCGAUUAAUCAAGAAGAUGAUCUCGAGACUUUGCGGGGAAGGGGACUUGGUCAAUGCAAACAAGUUGCUUGAGGAAAAUUUGGAGAUGUUGAAUAUGGGUAGCCUGAUCUCUCUUUAUGAUGCAGUUCUAGAUGGGCUAGUUAAUCAUGGUGAUGUAGAUAGAGCUCAUGUGCUACUAAGGGCAAUGAUGGAAUCGCAAAGCUCGCAGGCCUCACAAGUGGAAGUCAAUGAGAAUGGAUUUAGUGAAUCUGGUGCUGCAACCGAAACCCUAUUUCAGAUCAAGAAACCUGUUUGCCCAAACGCUGACUCUUUUAAUAUUGUGAUCUGUGGUUUAUGCAAGAUCCAGAAGCUGGAUGUGGCUUUAGUUCUUUUGAAUGAUAUGAUCAAAGUAGGUUGCAGAGGGAAACUUCUGAUGUACAAUAAUUUGAUUAGCGAGCUGUGUAAUGUGGACAGGUUGGAGGAAAGUUAUGAGCUUUUGAGAAAAAUGAAGGAAUUUGGGUUUACACCCACAGAGUUCACUUACAAUUCUAUGUUUUACUGCCUUUGCAAAAGAAGGGACUUAUCAAGUACCCUUGACUUGCUUAGGGAGAUGCGAUGUCAAGGAUAUGUGCCAUGGAUAAAGCAUUGCACCAUGAUGGUCCAGCAGCUCUGCAGAAAUGGAAAAGUAGCAGAAGCUUCUGGUUUUUUGGAUGACAUGGUUAAGGUGGGUUUUCUUCCUGACAUGGUUGCUUACUCUGCGGCUAUUGAUGGAAUGUGUAAGAUUGGAGAGAUAGACAAAGCACUAGGUCUUUUCCGUGACAUAUCUUCAAAUUGUUAUUUACCAGAUGUGGUUGCUCAUAAUAUUUUGAUUAAUGGAUUUUGCAAGGCUGGUAGAAUGAAUUCAGCACAGGCAAUUCUAGAUGAAAUGUUAGAGAAGGGACUUGUGCCUUCUGUAGUCACGUACAAUCUGAUGAUUGAUGGUUGGUGCAAAGCUUACAGGAUUGACAAUGCACUUGCUUGCUUUGCUAAGAUGAUUGAUGAAGCAAGGUCACCCACAGUAGUCACAUACACAAGCUUAAUUGAUGGCUUGUACAAUGCUGGAAGGGCUGAAGAUGCUUUUGCUUUGUGGAAUGAAAUGAGGGAGAAAGAAUGUCCUCCAAACCAGAUGAGUUACACGGCUCUUGUCCAUGGUCUAUGCAAGUGCGGUGAUGCAGAUGUUGCUCUUAUCUAUUACAAAGAAAUGAAGGAAAGGGAUUUUGAGCUAGAUACUUCUGUCUAUUUGUUGCUGAUAAACUCUUUGGUUUUGAAAGGAAAUUCAGUUAAAGCUUUUGAGCUUUUGAAAGAUGUUCUUCGAAGGGAAAGCUUUCCUUCUACUGAUUCUAAGAAUUUCCGAUUGAUGAAGAAAGCAAUACACAAUCUAUACAAAGAUGAAUCUACUUCUUUGGAUGUGAGGAUACUCAUUGAGGGGGGAUAUGUUCCAUUCAUGAAAAGUGUCCAUGACAUUGGGGAGGACGUGAGGAAAUAAUAUGCUGUUUGAUUGAACUUGGAGAAAGAUUUCCUAGCAUGCUUCAAAAGCUGCCUUCAGAUAUAAUGCUUCUGGGUACAUGCAUGUUUGAACGUCUCUUCUUUUACAAAAGGCUAUAGGUUUAAUGGUGCUUUUGCUGCAGGGAAUGUUUUCUUCCAUUACUGACCAAGUUUGAUGACAGCUGAGCUUGCUUGGGCAUGGAAAGCAAUGAAAUUUCAGGGGAGCAACAAAUUGUUGAUACAAAUGCAGCUCGCUUAGGUGAACAGUGAAAUAACCGUGUCACCUGGUGGUUUGGCAGGAGAGAUCGUUUGAGUUGAUACCAAGACAGGUCCUCCCGGGAGGGUUUGCGUUUUCUUGGAGGAGUAAUGAUGCUUUAGUCACUAUGAGCAUGUGUCUCGGCUGGUAAUGCAUGAUGUCCUAUUGAUACAUGGGCAUUAGGGUGUGGAUCCUGUCAGUGGUGUAUGCACCCAGCGGAGGGGAAGGCCAACAGGGGCUUCGGAAUGAGCUGCACAAGAUUGAGGAUUGACAAAUUUCAUGGAUUGAACAGUCCAUAGAUUUCACACAGACGUAAGACGUAGUAGACUUUGGACAGAUUAUAACCACUCGUAGUUUCAAUGGUGGAAAUUCUCAUUGGCUGCGGGUAAAUUGAGACAGCAAUUAUCCAAUCGGUUGUAGCAGCACUUCAACUCUCUAACCAACUUCUCUACAUUUUGGACAUACAUGGAUUCUUAACAAUGUGCCUGCGUGACUUUGCUAUCUUUGGCUGCUUAUAUAUGGAGGGAAUGAAAUGGAUAAAUCUUCAUGAAC